Messenger RNA from Hipposideros armiger (great roundleaf bat), 5715 nucleotides. It is a transcript of the gene GPR68, whose product is annotated as G protein-coupled receptor 68. Lineage: Eukaryota; Metazoa; Chordata; Mammalia; Chiroptera; Hipposideridae. The transcript is spliced from 2 exons. Gene Ontology annotation, molecular function: G protein-coupled receptor activity. Gene Ontology annotation, biological process: cellular response to pH; G protein-coupled receptor signaling pathway. The record is from RefSeq and is a predicted model, not a curated record. Gene Ontology annotation, cellular component: membrane. The coding region runs from base 1191 to 2309 and encodes 372 amino acids.
UUUCCCAAUGUUCCUCAUUCUUUCUAAUUAGUUGUUAGUUACUAAGCUUCUUGUGGUCCCCACACGGGCCCUGCCCUCCACAUACCUAGAUCCAGUCACACCAAGCUACUUCCAGUUCCCCAAAGUUGCCCAUUCUCUCUUGGAUUUGGUCUGUUGCACACAUUGUUUCUACAGGCAGAAACUGCCCACUGCUCAGGCAGCCCUCCCCCUUCUCCUGGUCUUAGCAUAACCUGCUGCUCAGGAAGGCUUUUUCGGCUGGGUUAGCUCACCUCUAUGAGCUCCCUGAAAAUCCUGUGCUCUCCUUAGGAGCCGGUUCUCUUAUCUUCUCCCCUCUCCUGUGAGACUAACUUGAACUAGAUAGACUAAGGGCCAGUGUCCAGUGCAAUGCCUUCCAUAGAACAGAUACUCAAUAGUAUUUGUUGUGUCAAUGAAUAAGUGAAUGCGUGAUUGGGUGGAUGGAUGGAUGGAUGGACAAAUGGAUGGAAAGAUGUUUGGAAAGCCAUGAAAGGAUGUGAAGCAGGAGUGAUUAGGUUAGAUUUGUAUUUUAGAGGAUGGCUUUGAGGGUGGUGGGAUGGAGACAGUGAAUCCGAUAGGAGGCUGUUGCAUUGAUUCUGGGGAGGAAGUUCUGGCCAAGACAAUCAGGGACACUGGUGAGGGCGCUGAAGAGGAGGAGAUGGAUGUGGGGAACGUUUAGGAGUUGAAAAUGGUAAAACUGGGAAAUUAAGUGGAUGCUGUGGAUGAAGAUGAGGGAGGAAGCUGAGGGCCAGCCAUCCAACGUGAGCGACGUGAGCGUCGGUGAGGCCACAGACGACGGGAAAAUGACGGACGCAGGGUGGGCCUCACUGACACGUCCUGUGUGGCAGCAGGAAGCUGGUUAUGUCAAACUUCCACUCGGGGGAGGGUGGUGAGGUCUGGGAGUGGUGAGAGUGUAGAUGACGUUAAAACCACGGAGGAGGUGCCGUCCCACAAAGAGUGGAAAGAACAAACCAAUGUGAAAUGUGAGUGGGAGGGACGUCCAUCGCACCCACGGGCUCGAGUCGAAGUCAUUUGGGCAUGUCACGUUCCUGUCAUAGGAGAUCGGAGGCUCCCUGAAGGGGCUCACUGCACCAAUGAGGCCCUGCCUCUGACACAGCGUGAACCACAUCCUCUAAACAAAUGCAGCCGAGAGACAGGCCCAGUUCCCUGAGCCCAUGAGGGGUGAGGCCCCUUCAGGCCCAAAGAUGGGGAACGUCACUGCGAACAACGCCUCACAGAACUGUACCAUCGACCACACCAUCCACCAGACACUCGCCCCGGUGGUGUACGUCACGGUGCUGGUGGUGGGCUUCCCGGCCAACUGCCUGUCUCUGUACUUCGGCUACCUGCAGGUCAAGGCCCGGAACGAGCUGGGCGUGUACCUGUGCAACCUGACAGUGGCCGACCUCUUCUACAUCUGCUCGCUGCCCUUCUGGCUGCAGUACGUGCUGCAGCACGACAAUUGGUCGUACAGCGACCUGUCAUGCCAGGUGUGCGGCAUCCUCCUGUACGAGAACAUCUACAUCAGCGUGGGCUUCCUCUGUUGCAUCUCCAUCGACCGCUACCUGGCCGUGGCCCACCCCUUCCGCUUCCACCAGUUCCGGACCCUGAAGGCGGCCGUCGGCGUCAGCGUGGCCAUCUGGGCCAAGGAGCUGCUGGCCAGCAUCUACUUCCUCCUGCAGAAGGAGGUGGUGGAGGACGCGAACCAGCACCGCGUCUGCUUUGAGCACUACCCCCUGGUGCCAUGGCAGCGAGGCAUCAACUACUACCGCUUCCUGGUCGGCUUCCUCUUCCCCCUCUGCCUGCUGCUGGCCUCCUACCGCGGCAUCCUGCGGGCCGUGCACCGCAGCCACGGCACCCAGAAGAGCCGCAAGGACCAGAUCCAGCGGCUGGUGCUCAGCACCGUGGUCAUCUUCCUGGCCUGCUUCCUGCCCUACCACGCGCUGCUGCUGGUGCGCAGCCUCUGGGAGUCUAACUGUGACUUCGCCAAGGGCAUCUUCAACGCCUACCACUUCUCCCUGCUCCUCACCAGCUUCAACUGUGUGGCCGACCCCGUGCUGUACUGCUUCGUCAGCGAGACCACCCACCGGGACCUGGCCCGCCUCCGCGGGGCCUGCCUGGCCUUCUUCACCUGCUCCAGGACCGGUGGGCCCAGGGAGGCCUACCCACUGGGUGCCCCCGAGGCCUCCGGCGGGAAGAGCGAGGAGCCUGAGCUGUUAACGAAGCUCCACUCAACCUUCCAGACCCCUAACUCGCCUGGCGGGGAAGGGUCCCCCACGGCCAGGCUGGCCUAGCCGCGGGGUCGCCCACAUGUGGUGUGCCGUGAGGUCUGAGCUUGCUGGCUGGCUGCCGCCUGCUUGGCCGAGUGCAGGUGCCUCUUUCUGCUGGAGGGGACAAUGGGCCGGCGCCACUGAACCCUGAGCCUGGGCUGCAGCAAGACCUCUCUGGUUCCAGGGAGGCUGCUGGGGCUUGCUGAGCCUGAUGGGGCUGUUGAUUGUGGGAUCAGCUCUGCCAGCUCAUGGGUGUCUUCUGCUGCAGGCUGGGCUGCUGGCGGGAGGGACAGUGAACUGUACCUCCAGGAAGUUUUCUAAAGGAAGCUGGGUUGGGGGGUGCAGUGUGAGGACAUAGGAGAGAGGGAUUGGGAGAUGGGGGUGGGUACUUGGGUGUGCACCAGCCAGGGCCUCUAGUGCCAUUGUGGUCACAGAUGACACCUAUCCAAAUGCACCAAUGUUAUCUGAGGAGGUGACACACGAAGCUGUAUUGUCACCAUUAACCCUUGAGCUUAACCCAUGAAGGAACUGGAAGAUGAGUGGGGCCAGGAAGCGGGAUGGGGAGAAGGACGUUGGGGAGGCAUUUGGAGCACUUGGAAUGUGCAUGAGGGGACAGUGAUGGGAGUGACAGGCAGAAGAGAGACCCUGGCUCCAGACAUGUUGCAUUUUCAUAGGAAGAGUUGAGCAGAUUCCCCAAGCCCCAGGCUGAUGGAAAACAAAUCUCGGAGCUCCCUGGGGUGAUGUCUGGUCCUUUCAAAAAUCAGUACUGAAGCACCAGUGUCAGGACAGAGGCCUAAAGCCAGUGUGUUUACUGGGGUUCCCCCCACACAGAUUCUUUCUAAUUAGUGUUCUGUUUCCAUCUGCCUUGGAACACCAGACUCGGAAGCCUCUGUGUGUGUGUGUGUGUGUGUGUGUGUGUGUGUGUGUGUGUGUAUCCAUGGUUAAAAGGCCAGGGUCUCCAUGACAGCUGUGUGCCAAGACACGGAGGCUAGGGUCAUGUGACCACUGGCCGUGUCCCCCCACCCCGCCCCCACUUCUGUCCCCUGCCACACCCACUAUGGAGUGUCUAGCAGUCUCAGAGAGGAGCAUGGCAUUCUCCCUGAGUUCUCAGACACAACGAAACAAACAAAACAGUGACACAGUCUCUGGUAUCUCUCAGCCCAAAGCUCCACUAUGGUUUAAACGGCUCCUGUGACAGAGAGGAGGUGGCCCCGGCCUUCUUUGUUCUCCGGCAUGAUGUCUCACCUCACCCACCUGGAGAGUGCUAGUGGGCCCGUGGGCCACAUGUAGCCCAGGGCACUUUUGUCUUGUCCUGAAAGGCUGGGUGUGGGCUCAGCUCUCCUGCCUCUCUGCACUGGCCAUGUUGAGCCCCUGCCCUGGUGACCAUACCGAGGACCAGAAGAGCCUAUUACUGCCCCAGGGACCUGCCAACCUUAACAGAAAUGCUAGUCCUCCAGAUGUCCUGGUUGGUGGGCUGGGCCAGCUCUGACUUCCCUGGGAUUGGAGCUCCUCACAGCCAAAGGACAAAUGGGACAGGUAUGGGGAGAUAGAAGCUGGCAUCAGUAGAACAUUUCUGAAAUCUGCUAAAGAUUUUUGAAAUCUGCUAAAGAGAGGGCCAGGAAGAACAGCUUCAAUCUCUCUUCCCGUCUCUGCCCACUUCUCCAAGAGGUAGAUUUACCCUGCACCUCUUAACCCUUCCAUCAGGGGUGUCCAGAGGCAGAGAGCCCAGGCUGGACUGUCCUAAAGAAGUGGGGUCCCAGGACUACACUUGGCUUUGACUGGGUGGUACCUGCCCCAGCUCCUUAUGGAUGGCCUCCUAUAACCUGAAGAGGUUCUCUUCCCCUUCCUAGAGGAGGAGGUGACAGGGUCUGAAGGUGGUGCAAAUGGCCACACAGCCAAGAAAAGUCCACCAGCCCAGGCCUCAGCCCAGGAUCUUACUGGGGCAAUGGCACUGAUUGAGCCCUCCAUGCCUCCUCAUUUCAAAUUUUCCCCCAUUUUGACCUUAAACAUGGUUGUUCUCACUGAGAUGGACUGGGAUGUGCUGAGGGCCGUCCCGUGUACUAUCAAGAGUUGUAUUUUCCUUUCUUUUAUGCCAAGUGCGUGUGUGUUGGACUGUGUAAUGGAUUUACGUAGCAAACUUGAGUCCCCGAAUAAAACAAAGUAACCAGCCACAGCUAGAGUGCUGCAGUCCUUAUGGGGAAGGAACGUCUUCUAACACCAGAGGGAUCUAGAGGGCUCUUGAAACACCCAAUGGAGUCAGGAAUGUCCAGGGACUGACUUUCUCACAGAAAACUUGAACAGAGAAAUUAGGGGAUUUACCCUUGAUCACCUAGCAGUGUCCAAGAGGGAUGGAGCCCUCAAGUGAAGAAAAGUCUCCUCCCCCUUCUCUUUGCAAAUCCACUCUGGGACUUGGCCAUCUCCCCUGUGAGGACAGAGCCUAGCCCUGUGGUUUGGAGACUAUCACUCCUUCUGCCCUUAGACACGCGGCCUCUUCCACCCUCUGAGCAGCUGCCGUGGGAGGGCUUGAUCAGAGCCUCCUCACCAGAGCAGAUUGCCAAAGCAGAAAGGCCUGUUGCAGUCAUCUCUCAGGGGUUGUCCUCACUGUUUUGUCUGGGGAGGCCCACAUCUGUUGACCAGCCUUUAUAGGCUGGAGUAUCUUCUCAUAGUGGCAGGCUCCAUGUUUAUUGCUAAGGAUUAACUGCAUCAUAUUAAAAUGUAAAUUUGGUUUUGGUCACUUAAUCCCUCGUUGGGACAGAUUCCCGGAGUCUUGAGUGUUCCGGAAGAGUCAAUCCUUCUUCCAAACAGACUGCGGACAUUAUUGGAGCUUAGGAAUCCUUUCUCUCCUGGGAGAAUGGGUAGAGGAAAAGGUCCAUCUGGCUUGGACUGAGGUGACAGAAGCCAUUAGAUCCCUUUCUUAUUCACCAGUGUUGCUUGGCUAGAUGAGCCUCAUCUUCCUGUUUAUAGAGAGUGUUCUGUGGGUUGUUGGUCAGACCAGAGUGCGAGAAAUUUUCAGCACAGAAUACACCCUCAUCUGCUGAGAGAGAGCCAGUAUCUGGCCCUCUUGGUUCAAAGAGUUUUAGAAAACUCUGCUUCUUAUAGCUGGCCAUCCUAUAGUCUCCCGGAAUUAAUCUGCCAAGAUAGGGGUGUCUGAUGACAAUCGCCCUGGGGUCACAACGGUGCCCAGCACUCUGGGGAAAUGGUGGGAUUUGAAUUCCAUUUGCUUUAAAACUAUCAGAAGGACACCGUGAGGUGAGACACUAGACAUCAGUGCUGGAAUGUACUGUAGGGGUCAUGAUGUCCAGUUCCCUCUACAUGAGUUAUCACAGGCAUGUCCCCCAAAAUGGUGGUCCGAUUUCUCUACAAAUGCCACCAAUGACACCAAUUUGCUCCUACCCAAGAGGAGUCAUUCCAAGGUUGGGCAGACUCUCAA